Messenger RNA from Aspergillus mulundensis, 2100 nucleotides. RefSeq names its product putative sister chromatid separation protein (Src1). NCBI's taxonomy places the organism in Eukaryota, Fungi, Ascomycota, Eurotiomycetes, Eurotiales, Aspergillaceae. The transcript has 2 exons. The coding region runs from base 1 to 2100 and encodes 699 amino acids. Gene Ontology annotation, molecular function: chromatin binding. Gene Ontology annotation, cellular component: nuclear inner membrane. The record is from RefSeq and is a predicted model, not a curated record.
AUGUCGGACGACCUCGAUUACUUGUCUCCGGACUUCGACCUUAACUCCCUGACUGUGCCCCGUCUUCGCUCUAUCCUCGUCAGCCACGACGUGCCAUAUCCAGCAUCAGCCAAAAAGGCCCAGCUCAUCCGUAUCCUCGAGGAUGAGGUCCUGCCUCAAGCGAGAAAACUCCUCCGGGAGCGCGAGCGAGUGAGACGAACCAGCGAAGGAAUCACAAAUAUGCCUAGUCGCGAAUCAUCGGUUGUCAGCGAACACGAAUUUGAGCGAGAUCGCGUCGCACCAACACCAUCGUCAGUGUCUACUGCUGGGCGAAGAGGCCGUUCUAGAGUCAGUGCACGCGCAUCGACAGCCGACACCGAGGAGGCUAGUGUUACCGCCACUCCAUCGUCUAGAAGAACUACUACCCGGUCACGGCGGUCACAGAAAUCUGAGCCGGAGCCGGCGGACGAACACCUGGCGACCCCUGUGCCUUCUACUGCUGUUACACCGCGUCCAUCUACUGCAAGUAAAGCUCGUCGAAGUGACUUGACGCCCACGCAGACGGAGAUUCCACCUUCAGCGAUCAAGACAGAGCCUAAGCGCGAAAGCGUAUUUACGGACGACAACCCUUUCCAGAGCGGCUCCCCUGCGUCAUGGGAGGGUAGGAGGUCAGGAGGAAUAAGCUCGGAAAGGAAGAGGCAAAGCAGCGCGCGGUUUUCUUUGGUGAAGUCUCCCUCCAAGGAAACGAGGCCGCGUAAAUCAGAAACCCCAGUCUCUGUAAAGCAUGAGGAUUUGGAUGAAGCGAACCAGUCACUUGCAGCCUAUGAACCACACGACAUUGAUAGCGACAUCGGCGAAGAAUUUACCCCAGACGAACAACUGGCGCUGGAACGAGAACAGGCAGAUUUGAUGUAUCCUCCAAGGCCACCUCGCAAACGCCAACAGAAGCCGGGACCAGUGGCUCGGGCCGUUCCUUGGCUGAUCAUCCUUUCACUUUUUACAAGCUUCGGUGCUUGGUGGCGCAAAGAGAAGAUGGAGAUUGGAUUCUGCGGCAUCGGCAAACCAACUUGGUCGUUGGCGGAGACUAAAGUCCCGGAAUGGGCCAACGUUCUGGAACCGCAAUGCGAGCCGUGUCCAUCCCAUGCAUUCUGUUACCCAGACUUUGAGGUCCGAUGCGAGCACGACUUCAUUCUCACCCCCCAUCCGCUGUCGCUCGGGGGUCUGAUUCCUCUUGCGCCGACCUGUGAACCUGACAGUGAGAAGGCACGCCGUGUGAAGGCUGUCGCAGACAAGGCUGUGGAGGCUCUCCGUGAUCGAAGGGCAAAAUGGGAAUGUGGACAGCUCUCUGAGGGCAGCAAAGAAACCGCAGGGCCGGAUGUUACUGAAAGCGAUCUCAAAGAAGAGGUUGGGAAGAAACGCCGGAAAGGGAUGACCGAUGCGGAGUUCGACGACUUGUGGAAAGGAGCGCUCGGCGAUAUUAUUGCGAAAGAGGAGGUUGUGGCCAAAACUAUCCCAUCAUCGUCUGUCCUUACCCUCACAUCCACAUCCGUCGCCCGCCUCCCCCUCUCCUGUGCCGCCCGCCGCUACGUCAGGCUCUCUCUCCUCGCGUAUCGACUACCUCUUUCAGUUUUAGUUUCCUGCAUCGCUGCGGCGGCGUAUGCGCGCUCUCGUGUGCUUGCCCGCCGUUCGGACCUCGCUCGUGUCCCCGAGUUGGUCGCCACAACACUGGACCGCCUAGCAACACAGGCAGCUUUGCAUGCGCGAGGUCAUGCCCAUGAACCCCAUAUUCCAAUUGGACAACUCCGUGAUGAUGUGCUCCGAUCGGAAUUGCGAGGCAACCGACGCGAGGAAAUUUGGAAGCGUGUACGCAACGUCGUUGAGGGCAAUGCCAAUGUCCGGGCCUCUGUCCGUGAGGGCCGUGGUGGAGAUGUCGCCCGCACAUGGGAAUGGAUUGGAGGUAUUGGGGGCGUUGGAAAGCAGAUCGAGGGAAGCGCAGAAAGGGUGCACUUCUCACCUGUAACGAGCUCAGAAACCCGCUCUCCAAGUGGUUUGGAUACACCGCCCGUCGGAAGCCAGGAGAAAGCUGUGCGCAAAUGGGACGAGGGUAGGCCUAUAUACUGA